Molecule: messenger RNA, 5071 nt
Organism: Gadus morhua (Atlantic cod)
Lineage: Eukaryota; Metazoa; Chordata; Actinopteri; Gadiformes; Gadidae
Gene: ccdc9b
Product: coiled-coil domain containing 9B
Exons: 14
Coding region: 221-2068 (615 amino acids)
Source: RefSeq, a predicted model, not a curated record
GAGAGAGAGAGGGGAGUGAGGGAGCAUGAGUUAGAAGGGACCGGGGUGGGUGAGUGCUGCGAAAUCCGUUAACAGGGGAGCACUGUGUGUUUGUGAGACAUCUUGGCGCUGUGCCCAACUUGGCUCAUUGUAAUCGAGGCAUGAUCAGCGACUCUGGGCAGCUCCUCUCCGGCGCCGCGGCUGCCUAGCGCCUGGACCCUGCCCAGCUCCCACCGCUGACAUGGAAAGACCUACCCCGAGCGACGUGAUGCUCAAGCGGGACCAUGAGCGAGACACGGACCUGGAUAAGAAGAUCGAGGCCCUCCGCAGGAAGAACGCAGUUCUCAUGAGGAGGUACCAGGAGGUGGAGGAAGACAAGAAGAUGGCGGAGGAGGACGUCGUGAGCCCGCCGGGGCGCAAGGGCAAGGCCGACGACCUCAGCAUCACCAUCAGCAAGUCCGCCAGUGAGAGUCGCGUGGUGGUGGCCAAGCGGUGUGCGGUGGGGGGGCAGCCGGGAGCGGGGCCCAGCUGGGCCGGGGAGGGGUCCCUACCGGGCUGCGGGCGGGGCCGCAAGAAGCAGCUCACGGUCACCAUGGCUGGGAAGAAGGGGAAGAGGGUGGUGAGCGAGAGGGCGGAGCCAGGACUGCCAGGGGACGGAGUGAGGGGGCCCGACGAGGACCGACCGGCCCAGGGCGGCGACGCGGCAGGCGGAGCCAAACACGUGCACCACGCCUCAUCAAAGAGGGGCCCCGCUGCCAUGCAGGAGUGCGAGGUCGCGCCGCCGUGCACGGACCUCACCGUGCCAACCUCCCCGGAGGAGCUGCAGGACUACUUGUGCUGGAAGCGCGACCGGGAGCGCAUCGACCGGGAGCGCGUGGCGCGCCACAAGAACGCCAAGGGCCAGUGGAGGCGGGCGUGGGACGCGGACAAAUCGGAGAGCAUGUUUUCUGACAAGUGUUUUCCUGAGAAGGAGCGCGGCCCAACCAGCAGAGGUGGGAGGAACGCACGGAGAGCCCAUCCCAGGACACAUCUCCAGGAGUCACAGGGCCCCGUGAGGGACAAAGUCAAAGACAAGGGCCCCAAAGGCGUUCCGGGGGUGAGCAGCAAAGCCCAGGGCGUGGACCGCCUGACAGGGCGGGCCCGGAGAUGGGAUGCCGACGAGGCAGGGGAGCCAGCGCAGUCCACCGACACGAGCUUGGAAGAACUCCUGGAAGAACUCGAUGCCUCGAGCGAGCCCGAAGAUAAAGAGGAGGACGACGCAAAUGAUCAGGGUGGAGAGCGCAAAGACAGGGACCCCCCAAAGGGGAAGACGGUCCCCGGCCCAGAGGUGAUCCACUCCGGGGUGGUCGUGGGCGGUCCGGCCUCUGAGGGGCCGGAGCGGAGCGGUGGGUCCCCCGCGGCUGGGGGUGGGCGGCCCCGGAUGAAGAACGGGGCGGUCUCCUGCCCCAGAGGACCGGAGAAGAGGGUCCGCUUCUCCGAGGAGCUCAUCAAGGGGGCGGAGCGCCCCACAGCCUCCACGGGGCCCGCCGUCCCCCAACCCCCCCUCCCUCGAGAGGGGGGUGAGGUGGCUGUGGUUGGGGAGGCGAGGGAGGAGGUGGGUGAGAGGGGGGAGGUGGCAGAGGUGGGGGAGGCGGGGGAGGUGAUAGAGGUGGCAGAGGUGGGGGAGGCUUCAUCUUCCGGCAGAAGAACCCACCGGGAGUCUGCCGAUCCCCAGGGGGUGGUUCAGAGUCCUGCUCCGGGACCCACCGACGGAGCGCAGCCUGUUGUCCCGCAGCCUGUUGUCCCGCAGCCUGUUGUCCCGCAGCCUGUUGUCCUGCAGCCUGUUGUCCCCCAGCCUGUUGUCCCGCAGCAGGUCCCCUCCCCGAAGGAACUUGGAGAACAGAGCAGCGACGCCCCCCCUGAGCAGCGUGGGGGUUGUCGUCCGGAGAGCCCAGAGGGACCCACCCAACACGCCAAGUGCAAUAUCAGCAACAGGAACACAGAGGAGCGCAUAGAAGGUCUCUCCGUGCUGAGCUUGGAGUCGAGGGACACGUGUUCAAAAGCCGCCACCAACACUGACAAGGCAAGAGAGAACGGGAAAAUUGUCUGAGGCGAUUUCUGAAAUAAAAAAACUGCAACCAAAACACAGUGUUGACAUCGAAGACUUACCCAGCUGGAGUUUAAAACUUUUACUUCCUGUUUGCCUUUUAUUUAUCUUUUCUAUUGCUUUGUGAAGUUGCCAUUGUGCUGGGCUGUGUGUGUGUGUCCCAAUCGUUGCGUGAGCACAGCAUUGUUGGCAAUCUCACACGUUUGCUACAGUACCCUUAUUAAUAACUUCAACAAAAUGCCAAGUGGCCAUUGAUCAGCAAGUUAAGACAAAGGUCACCUUGCAAUACUAUAGGGGUCAAGGUUGAAAUAGGCUCCCAUCACUAAUAUCCUGGAUGGUGAUGAUAGGUAAACACAUGGGAGCCUAUGUUAUGAGGCCCUGUCACUCGGAGCUAAACAUCUUAAUUUGAACACAGGAACGGAAGAGCGUUUACUGGAAAGAAAUCUUCCCCUCGUUUUGCUUCCAAGCACUUUAAUGACGAGUAUUGUCAUAAUAUACACUGUGUUCGAAUGCUGUUUACUUGCGAGAUUUAUGAAUGUGUCUUUUGUUUACAUUUUAAGGAGGUUUUUUUGGUGGGGGUUUCUGCACCACUUCUUGGUGGGAUGUUCAGUGGUAUUUUGUAUAAAUACGAAAGUAUUCAUAGGUUAAGAUCUGCACAUCUACACAAUAUCCAAGUUGCACACAUUUAACACUGUAGAAUCCAGAUUUUUUUUUUCCAACAUCGUUUUUUAAGGAACAACAUGAACUCUUUCAAAGUCCUUCGGUGACUUUAACCAAGACCUGACUUGGUAAUUCACUCAUGAAGGGUGAAUUACCUUUCUGUAUAUCUAUACAAGUUUUCUAACAAGGAUUUUAAAUGUUAAUAUUACGUUUGAAUCGUCUUUUGUAUUGUGUUACUACAAAGCUAAGCAGCCUUGCAAGACAACUCGCAACGGCUCAACUUGUCCAAUCGGGGCGCAUGGUUGUUGCCAAUCAACGUCAGUGUUUAGAGGUCACUAGCAGAAGCUUAUAGCCUAAAGUAGCAACCUUCCAUAUAAUACUGCUUAACUUCCCUGAACAACACUAAUAUUUUGCACUAGUGUACUUCUCAGUACAUCAUGACUUGGCAUCAGCAGCUUCAAAAGGCCUCCUUUGAUCAAUCAUGAGGACUAUCCCUCUAGUAAGGGCAAUGGAAACUUGAUACAAUAAUAAUAUUUUAAUGUAAGGGUAGGCACUUUUUAUUCAUAUCUGUUGAGAUUCUCUGUACAUCCGGACAGCAAUCAAUAAAUCAAAUGCUGUGACGAAAAAAUACGAAAAUCUGCAAAAAGAAGCCUGUCCAAUCAUUUUAUUCGGCCCGAAUGAAAUGAUUGGAUGGCAUACCCAUCAAUCUACCUACUAGCCAGCAACCUGCACACAAUCUGCCCGCCCAACCAUUGCGCAUAACCAGAGUUGUCCACGAGGCUUUUGAGGGAGGGCUGGAGGAGUGGGAUUUUUCUCGUUUGACGCUUUCAAAUUCAAGCUUACUCUGGCUGCUCUCUCAAAACUGCCUACCCCACCAUUAACACUAAAUAGUUGGCCUCUCACGAUAACCUUUAAACAUGAAGGGUGUAAAAGCCAGAUCGAGUCUCAGUGUUUGAAGACAGCCUUGCUCUGCUUCUAAGUUGAAUUUUAAUGUGUUCACGCGUCGCAGAGUGGGGUUGAUAGUGAUUCAUUUGCACAGCACAUGCUAAUUGCUUUCGUAUUGCGGGCUCGAAAGGGUCUCGCUUUUCUGCCUUAAUUUACAUUGACUAAAGACAUGAAACAUUUCAAGGCUAAUGAGAGCCACCACAUGAACUGAACAAGCGGAAUUGGUUAGUGUUUUUUAUAUUGGGCCCCAAACGCGUUGGCUGUCUUUUGUAAUCGUUAGUGAUAACUAUUGCGUUUUAAGCCAUUGUUGUUCUUAUAGAUUGAAUGUGCCUUACAUAUAAGUUUCUCCAAAUGAGGAAGAGGAAAAACGUUAUGGUAACACCAUACAGUAAUCUGUACUAGCAUAGUGACAGUGCACUAUUGUUAUUUCUGAUUGUAUUUAAUGGCCUUUUCAUAUGGAAACCUGAAUGUUAGAAACUAGGAUUCUGCAAACAGUUUUAACAAUGUUACAUGUUGUGUUUCGAUUCUGUAAAGAUUUAUUUAUUAUCAUGUAAUAUUAAUUUUUUACCAUAGCACUUGACAAUAAUGAAUACAAUUCACGUCACUUUAGUGAUAACAUAGUAUAGUUUAUGUCACUGUUUACCAGAUCAAUAAUAUGCUCUUAGAUACAGCAAGGGUCUAUAAUCGACAGCCUUUUGAAUAUGUAGUGUGCAAAGCAGUGGUCAGAGUCAUUCCAUUUCUCCGUAGAGAAGUAUGGUAUUUGAAGGGUUGCAUGAUCAAGUAUGUGAACUGGGUGUACUGCUGUGAGUACUGUCAACGUUUAGGUUCAGGUAACGUUCUUUAACACAUGGAACACAGACUAUUGCACUGUGUAAUACAUGCUGAUGUCCAACAUUUUCUGAAGUCCUUUUGGACAUCUUUAGUGAAGGCCAUCUAGAAUGUGAUUAAUCAGUUUGUCGACAAUGCAAGGGUCAGUUCUCUCAUAAAUGAUUCAUUCAUGAGAUGGGUCGGUACUGCGAAGCCCAGUUUAGGGUUGUAGGUGAUUGUUUAAGAAGGUUUUGCUUCAGGUAGAUCUUCUCUAUCCUAAUGGCAGAUUUGAAUGGUCUGAUCAUUUUUUGGGAAGGAUGGUUCUGAUUGGACGGAGACUUCCCCGCUCUUUGUUCUCACAUUGUAGGAUAAAGGAAGGCACUGGUUCGUGUUUGUUUUAUUUGAUGCGCACUAGUGAACUGUUGCAUUUACCUGUGUAUGUAAUGUCAAUAGAGCUGUUUUCGCAGUGUUUUUUCUCUUUAAAUGAAAGAAAAGCUCUUGUACGUGGAACAUCUGUGUGCGAUUGUACAUAUAAAACGAUUGAGUGGUGGGAUACAGCGCAUUAAUAAAAGGCUUUCUGUAUUUUAGACAUGA